This is a messenger RNA of Penicillium canariense, 528 nucleotides long. RefSeq lists its product as uncharacterized. The record is from RefSeq and is a predicted model, not a curated record. Gene Ontology annotation, cellular component: nucleolus. The transcript has 2 exons. NCBI's taxonomy places the organism in Eukaryota, Fungi, Ascomycota, Eurotiomycetes, Eurotiales, Aspergillaceae. The coding region runs from base 1 to 528 and encodes 175 amino acids.
AUGGCACCAGAUGAGUACUCCACUGGAGGCGGGGGCAAGCUCAAGCUGAAAGGUAGCAAGGUGGGCGGUGGGCGGGUGGAGAAGAAAAAGAAGAAGAAGGCGAAGAAGGAGGGGGACGAGCAGGUUGAUCCGGUUCAGCGCCAGGAGAACGGCGAGGCAGAUGCCGAACGGUCGGUCUCGCGUGAGCGAGAUGGGGAGCCGGGUUCGUCUGCAAAGACAGAGACCGAGAAGAAGUAUGAGGAGAUUCGGCGGAAACGGUUACAUGAGCGGCUCCAGAAAGAGGGGACCAAGACGCACAAGGAGCGAGUGGAAGAGUUGAACAAGUACCUCAGCCGGCUGAGUGAGCACCAUGACAUGUAUGCCUCCCUGAUUCCUUACGAUCGUCCGUGUGUAGAGCUGACCCGUUGGAUAGGCCGAAGAUUGGUCCCGGUUAAGACCUGGUGGAAUGCGCAGGAUCCCGUGACGGCAGGCCAUGGGGAAGGGAGCGGAGGAAGUCAGGCGGAUGUUCGCUCCUUCCAGUCCCACUGA